UCCAGCGCUACCGCCGCCAUAAACAAAACACAGGUAUAUGCAAUAGGAUAGAUAUGUUAAUAUCCUUCCUGUUGAGUAUUACUUAGUGCGUCCCGUUCCGGAGCUGAUCUGCCUGCUCCUGAAGACUGCGUCCGAAGUGUACCUUGACGAUGUGAGUGGCGGAACGGCUGACUGCCCCGGUGAGCGCUGACCUGUUGACUGAAAACAUGCUGUGAAGUGCUGGUGCUGUCUAAAAGAACGAAGUCGUUGCUGUCCUGGCAAGUAAACGAAAGUGAAUAGGCUCGUUGGCGGCACACCAAGCCGAGGGGAGGGGAGGUAAACAAAUCGUCCGAAACGGGUGACUGCCGCUUUCACCAUUUCUUGAGCUCCUUCCGCAAUAAGUGUCAUGGGAACAAGACGCCCUAUCGCAUUUGUCGUCUUGACCCAUCAACACUUUCAGGAAUCAACAAUGUCACCAACAACAGCGCUCGCUCUCACAAGAGCCCUUAUUUCGAGAGCCAGGCCGGGACAGCUUACGACCCGCCAACUCUCACACGCUGCCCGUUAUGCCGCGCGCUUUUCUUCAACAGUCUCUGAAUCACUCCUUGCCCGCACUCAUAUCCGUCAUACCCACGGAGCCCUUCUUGUCACCAAAUUGUCAACUGCCUAUACCUUUUCGCGUCUCUUCAGCUCUUCAAAGCAGGAACAAGAAUAUGCCAUCAGCGAAUUGUCCAACGACGAUUACCACAGCGUUUCCGACGCUUGCAUGAAUAGGAUGGUCGAAUACUUCGAGGAUCUGGGCGACGAGCACGAAAUCCCUGGAUACGAUGUUGAAUAUCAGCUCUGGCUAUCAUCGCCAACCACAGGGCCUAAACGAUACGACUACGAUACGACACACAAAACCUGGUUCUACGGCCGCGACCAUCAUUCUUUAAAGUACUUGCUCGACACAGAGAUCUCAGAGGCGACUGGAAUUGACAUUGACGUGCCGCUGGAUGGUCUCGACAAUGAAUAAGCAGCAGGGCGCACGGAGAUCAUACAUGUAUAGAUUAUUGGAGGACAGGACAAGUGCUGGAGAUAACCAAUAAACACUCUUCAGUAACUGAG
This is a messenger RNA of Gamsiella multidivaricata, 1086 nucleotides long. RefSeq lists its product as uncharacterized. Gene Ontology annotation, biological process: intracellular iron ion homeostasis; iron incorporation into metallo-sulfur cluster. The transcript has 3 exons. Gene Ontology annotation, molecular function: ferrous iron binding; ferroxidase activity; 2 iron, 2 sulfur cluster binding. The record is from RefSeq and is a predicted model, not a curated record. Bases 386 to 994 code for a protein of 202 amino acids. Gene Ontology annotation, cellular component: mitochondrion. NCBI's taxonomy places the organism in Eukaryota, Fungi, Mortierellomycota, Mortierellomycetes, Mortierellales, Mortierellaceae.